AUGAAAGACUUAGGGUCUCUGAAAUAUUUUUUGGGGCUCGAAGUGGCACGUAGCAAGCAUGGUUUCUAUGUUUGCCAACGUAAGUAUGCCUUGGAUAUCAUUGCUGAAACACGACUGUUGGGAGCAAAGCCUGCAGAUUUUCUAAUGGAGCAAAAUCAUGGAUUAGCUCUGGCAGAAGGGAAAAAUCUUUCUGAUGGUGAAAAAUAUCGACGUUUGAUUGGUAAAUUGAUAUAUUUGGCUGUCAUAAGACCAGAUUUGGCGUACUCAGUGCAUAUUUUGUCGCAAUUUAUGCGAUCACCCAAAGAGGAACAUUGGGAGGCGGCGUUGAGAGUAGUCCGAUAUUUGAAGAAAUGCCCAGGCCAAGGUAUUCUUUUGAGAUCAGAUAGUGCACUGUGGCUGGAAGGUUGGUGUGAUUCAAAUUGGGCGAGUUGUCCUUUGACUCGUGGAUCAUUGUCAGAUUGGUUACGUUUGUGUUACUUGCUUUGUCCCCUGUGUCUUGGAAAACCAAGAAGCAACACACAGUUUCUCGCAGUUCUGCUGAAGCAGAGUACAGGUCGAUGGCAACUUUGA
Molecule: messenger RNA, 570 nt
Organism: Chenopodium quinoa (quinoa)
Lineage: Eukaryota; Viridiplantae; Streptophyta; Magnoliopsida; Caryophyllales; Amaranthaceae
Exons: 1
Coding region: 1-570 (189 amino acids)
Source: RefSeq, a predicted model, not a curated record